AUGGUGGAAGCUUUGAUUUGGGGCAUGGACAUAAGAGAGAGCAACGAGAGGGGAAAAGACGAUUCUGCCCUUCAACCCUCGCCUAGGAGUCCUUUAAGCUCCAUAGAUCUCGCCAUCGAUGGUGCCAUGAACGCUUCCAUCGAGCAGCUUUAUCACAAUGUCUGCGAAAUGGAGAGCUCCGAUGACCAAUCUCCGUCGCGUGCGAGUUUCAUCUCGUACGGAGCCGAGUCAAGAAUCGAUUUGGAGCUGAGGCAUUUAGUGGGAGGAGAUGUGGGAGAAGUUGGAGAGAGAAAGAAAGAGAUUACCUUGGAGAAGAAGGAAGAGAGUAAUGACGGCAGUAAAAACGGAGGAGGUACCUUGAGUCAGAAGAAACCAGGCGAAUCUCAUUCAAACGGUAAGAAGCUUGCGAAGACGAGUCCUAAUUCGAAAAUCCCAGGCUCGAGGAUCUCCUCGAGGAAAUCCCCUAGUCCCGAGAAGAAGGAAGAUGAGAAUCCUGAGCUAGGACCGUUGCUGUUGAAGCAAGCUAGAGAGAUGGUUUCUUCCGGUGAGAAUCUGAACAGAGCUCUUGAUUUAGCGAUGAGAGCUGUGAAAGCGUUUGAGAAAUGCUCAGAAGGAGAGAAACAACAAAGUUUGAAUCUGGUGAUGUCUCUGCAUAUCUUGGCAGCGAUCUACGCCGGUUUAGGGAGAUAUACCGAAGCGGUUCCUGUUCUUGAACGUUCUAUCGAGAUACCGAUGAUUGAAGAUGGAGAAGAUCACUCCUUGGCUAAGUUCGCAGGGUGUAUGCAGCUCGGUGACAUGUACGGUUUAAUGGGUCAGGUCGAGAACUCGAUCUUGCUCUACACAGCCGGUUUAGAGAUCCAAAGACAGGUUCUUGGAGAAACGGAUGCAAGAGUAGGAGAAACUUGUAGGUACUUAGCAGAAGCUCAUGUUCAAGCGAUGCAGUUCGAGGAAGCCUCGAGGCUUUGCCAAAUGGCGUUAGACAUUCACAAAGAGAACGGUUCUUCUGCUACAGCUUCCAUCGAAGAAGCCGCGGAUAGAAGACUGAUGGGGAUUAUCUGCGAUGCGAAAGGAGAUUACGAGUCCGCGCUUGAGCAUUACGUCUUAGCGAGCAUGGCUAUGUCCUCUCAGAAUCACAGAGAAGACGUUGCGUCUAUAGAUUGCAGUAUCGGCGACGCUUACAUGUCUCUAGCUCGGUUCGACGAGUCGAUCUUCGCGUACCAGAAGGCCUUGGCUGUGUUUAAGCAGGCAAAAGGUGAGAACCAUUCCUCUGUUGCUUCGGUUUACGUCAGGCUCGCUGAUUUGUACAACAAGAUUGGGAAAAUCCGCGAUUCGAAAUCGUACUGCGAAAACGCUCUUCGGAUUUACCUCAAACCUUCCCCUGGAACUCCAGUGGAAGAGGUUGCGACUGGUUUUAUAGAGAUCUCUGCGAUAUAUCAGUCGAUGAACGAGCUUGAUCAGUCUCUCAAGUUGCUUAGAAGAGCGUUGAAGAUUUACGCGAACGCUCCUGGUCAACAGAACACGAUCGCUGGUAUUGAAGCUCAGAUGGGUGUGAUCUCUUACAUGAUGGGGAACUAUCCUGAAUCUUACAACAUCUUCAAGAGCGCGAUAUCGAAGUUCCGCAACAGCGGUGAGAAGAAAACCGCUCUUUUCGGGAUUGCUUUGAAUCAGAUGGGACUCGCUUGCGUUCAACGUUACGCCAUUAAUGAAGCUGCUGAUUUGUUUGAAGAAGCGAAAACCAUUCUCGAGAAAGAGUAUGGACCGUACCAUCCGGAUACAUUGGCGGUUUACAGUAACCUUGCCGGGACAUACGACGCAAUGGGAAGGUUAGAUGAUGCUAUAGAGAUACUUGAGUAUGUUGUUGGGACAAGAGAGGAGAAGCUUGGGACGGCGAAUCCGGAAGUGGAGGACGAGAAGCAGAGGCUAGCUGCGUUGUUGAAAGAGGCUGGAAGAGGAAGGAGCAAGAGAAACAGAGCACUUCUUACUCUUUUGGACAAAAACCCUGAGAUGGCACCGACUUGUGGACAUAGACCGGUUUAUUGAUGAACCGGGUAAUAGUCCAGUCUAAAAUGUAUAUAUAUAUACGAAAUACGAGUUCGAAUACAGUCGAGAGGCAAGAAAGAAGAAAAAAGAAGAGGUUUUGUGUUUUCUGAUUUUAUUAGAAUCUCUGAUUCAGAAUACUAAAAACAUUCAUGUUGCAUUUGUUUUUGUAUCUAUUGGCAUUUACAUUUUUGUUAUUAAUAAAGAGAAAGUAUGCAAUCUUCUAGAUCAAAGUUUCUCGCACGUAGAGGACUGAUCUUAUGUCAUUAAGUGUUUGGUUACUUAAACAUCUUUUGUAAUCUGAAAAUCUUUAUUAAU
Thlaspi arvense is the source of this 2355-nucleotide messenger RNA. The record is from the annotation of a GenBank genome assembly. Lineage: Eukaryota; Viridiplantae; Streptophyta; Magnoliopsida; Brassicales; Brassicaceae.